AUGCAGUCUACCCAACCCAAUUUCUCCCCCUCGACCUCUUACCAUCAUGAAUCCUCAGCGGACUUCAGUUUCGCAAUUUCUCCACGUGCACAAAAGGACGCCCUUUGGUAUACUCCCCAAGACGAUGCCUCUCCAUUGUCGCUACCCUCAGGUUCACUCAGCAUCCAUAACUCUUCAAUGGACAAUCUAAGCGAAAGCUUGUCUCCGAUAUCCCCGUACACCGAUUUCGAUUCCCCGCACUUAAAUUUGGAAUCCUUGACGAUCGCUGGUACCUCGCCCCCAGUAGUCCAAGGCAUCCUUGAUCCCCUUGAUCUCGACCUGCAUUUGGAGUUCCCAAAUAACUCCAUCCCCACCAAUUCUCCGAUCAUUACUGUUUCCCAACCGUAUGAGUAUGAGUACGAGGAGAAGGUCGCCACCGACCUAAACUUCCCGUCGCCGUUUGAUUAUCUUGAUGAUACCGAGGAUUCGGCGCUUUUUGGUGCAACAAUCCCCAUGAAUCGACCGCUCAGUGGCUUUGCUCUGCGCUCAGCUACGGAAUCAAAUUUGACAGCACUUGUCGCCCACCUCGAGCCCCCUGCUCGAAGAGCAAGCCACAGCAUCGAGCGGCCUCGUCGGCCCUUCCAGCUGACCCAUAGUCCAACGUUCUCAUCACCCUCUGUGGCUUCGACAAGCACCCUCAGUCCCGCCCUGUCAGUGCCCGCGCUGGAGCCCCAGCCCAUCUCUCCGAGCCCUGAGCUCAAGACCAAGGACAUCGUUGCCACUGCGGCAAAUAUCCAAGCAUCAAAGAUGCGCCGGAAAAACCCCGCUCGCUUCAGUUGCGAAUUUAAUGACAUUUGCCAGCAGACUUUCACUGCGAAACACAAUCUCAACAACCACAUGAGAGCCCACACUGGUGCGCGCCCACAUAAGUGUCCAAUGUGUACAUACGCUGCCCGUACCUUGGAUGUCAUUAAGCGGCAUCGGAAGAGUUGUGGUAAUAAGAAAGAUCGCAAACCAAGGUCCUCCUUCUCUCGAAAAGGCAAGUUGGCGGCCGACGAAUAA
Messenger RNA from Mycena indigotica, 1041 nucleotides. RefSeq names its product Zinc finger protein3-like. Gene Ontology annotation, molecular function: RNA polymerase II cis-regulatory region sequence-specific DNA binding; DNA-binding transcription factor activity. Bases 1 to 1041 code for a protein of 346 amino acids. The record is from RefSeq and is a predicted model, not a curated record. Lineage: Eukaryota; Fungi; Basidiomycota; Agaricomycetes; Agaricales; Mycenaceae. Gene Ontology annotation, biological process: regulation of transcription by RNA polymerase II. The transcript is spliced from 3 exons.